Messenger RNA from Mytilus californianus (California mussel), 3039 nucleotides. RefSeq names its product SNARE-associated protein Snapin-like. The record is from RefSeq and is a predicted model, not a curated record. The transcript is spliced from 4 exons. NCBI's taxonomy places the organism in Eukaryota, Metazoa, Mollusca, Bivalvia, Mytilida, Mytilidae. The coding region runs from base 49 to 429 and encodes 126 amino acids. Gene Ontology annotation, biological process: regulation of synaptic vesicle exocytosis; endosome to lysosome transport; synaptic vesicle exocytosis. Gene Ontology annotation, cellular component: BORC complex; BLOC-1 complex; synaptic vesicle. Gene Ontology annotation, molecular function: SNARE binding.
AUGCUGUAGUAUAAUAAUGUAAGGGCUAAAUUGACAUUGAAGAGAAAAAUGUCCAGUGCCGUUGCGAAUAAGGGAGAAGAAAAACCGCUGGACUGUUCGACAAGAGAUGCGAUUGCUGAUGGAUUGGUUGAUUUGUUGAAGCCAUCGGUUGAAGAAGUUGAUAGUCGUGUGAAAACUGUCAGAGAGAGCCAGAUUGAACUGAGACAGCAGAUUGAUCUAGUGGCUGAAGAUUUAAAGAAAAUAGCCGAGCUUCAAGGAAUUCCAAUAGAUCUCGAACCCUAUGUGAAAAAACUCAACAAUUCCAGAAGAAGAGUCAUGUUAGUGAAUAAUAUAUUACAGAAUUCACAGGAUCGUCUAAACAAACUGUAUUCGAAUGUUUCUAAAGAGACAGCAAAACAGAAAGCAUUAGUUGAUCCACAGACCAAAUGAACAAGGACGACAGAAGUGAUGCAAACAAUGAUCAGAUGAAAUUCUAUGGAUAUGUCAGUUGUUAUAGUUGAAUUUUAGAGGCCAUGUUCAAGCUUUAUAAAUAUGUCUGUAUUUGAGGGGACUUAAGGGGAGAUAAUUUGAAAAUUUUUAUACAGAGGUUUAUUUCGCAAGCUUUGUGCAUUAAAUGGAUAUUUGAACACUGCCAUUCAUAAGCAGUUAUAUGCUGUAAAGAGUGGCCACUAAGACAAUUUUACUGGCAUUAUUUUUAAAUAAUUAUACAUUUUGUUUGUAAAUUAGUUCAUAAAUUAUGUAAUUGUACUAAAGCUCUCUGGCAAAGAUGACUCAGACAUUUUUGGCUGUUUUCAUUCGCCCAUUUUGAUUUUAAAGUACUCAACUUUUUUACCCUAAUCAAGAUUACUGUGGAUUCAUUUAUUUCCUUAAAUACCAAUUUUCGUAGAUUGAGAAAAACUUGUCAUUUUGUGGAUAUUUGGUUUCAUGUCUUUGUUAAAGUCUGUACAAAAGCCUUUAGAAAAUAUGUACUUCGUUGAACUUUUAAAUUCUUGGUUUACCCAGACCCACGAAAUCCACAAAAAUGUGUAUCCCACAAAUAAUGAAUCCACAGUAUUCUAGUAGCAAAUGUUAAGGAAUUAUACUUUUUCAUUAUGUUAUGUGAAUACCAAUAAUAGUGCUUGAAAUAAGUUGUUGAAGUAUUUAUGAUUUCAAAUUGGUUUUUAAGUAUUUAUGUUUGAAUUGAGAAUACUCAUAUUAAUGAUUUUGAAAAUUGCAUGUUGGAACAAAUUUAUCAUUUUAUUUAGGAAAAUAUAUACAAUUGAUUGGUAGAAGUUGACCUCUAGGUGUUUUUUUUGUAAUCCUGUGUUGUUAGGUUGCUGUUGACAUUAACCACACACUUCCUUUUGUUUAUAAAAAGUCUUUCUGACCAUUUGCAUACCUUCCCUUCUGGACAGCAAAAUAAUUCAUUUUGCCAUAUUUUUUUUUACAAUACAAUUUAAAGUGAUUGAAUUGAAUGAUUUGCAGGAAUUUAUAUUGUUUUGCCAUCUGAAAGUGCAAAAUUUCAGAUAACAAGUAAGAGUUAGUAUAUGAGGAACUGGAUGGGGAUCCAUCUUUUGUUUAUUAUUUAAUUUUUUAAACCAUUUUUCUAUAUUCUUUAUUUAUUUUGCCUAUUAUUCUCUAUUCUUUAUAUUUUAGCACUCCAUUAUUCUCUAUUCUUUUUUUUUGCCCUUUAUUCUGCACAUUUUGGCCAUUAUUCUGCACAUUUUGGCCACUAUUCUCUUCUGUAAACUUUCCAGACCCUCAUAUAUUUGAAUCAUUAAAACAUGCAAUUACAUUUUUUCUUUUGAUUCAUUUUAUCAUGAUACUCAAAUACUUAACCUCACUCCAUGAAUGAAUUAAUAGAAGUAGGAAAUUUGUUCCAAAUUACAAACAAUCUAAUAAAGAUUAGUUUUUUUGCACUGAAUUAGCCAUAUUCCAAAAUUUUAUCCCAGAAUCAUGACUUUGACUCGCACAUUGAAUUGAUUUAUGUUGUUUCCCGUAAUGGAGGGCCUCAAUGAGAAUGAAGAUAAAAAGCAAAAAGAAAAUUGAUUUGAAACUUAUUUUCAAUUGUUUUUUUGUGACUAAUGGCAACAUAACUAAUAAUUUCAACACAAGUUUGACAUGUAAGAAUUUAUUUGGUUAUGCCAACCUGAAAAUACUUCCUUGGAAUGAGAGAAAGAAAAUUUUUGAACAUGCUGAAAUUGGAUUUAAACAGAAAACGCCAAAUUUGAAGAAAUGAGGAAAAGUUGGGUCUGGAACUGCAGUUUGAAAUUUUAUGCUUAUACAAGGCCAUUCCAAAUUAAUUAUUUGUUUGUUAAUUUUUGGUGAUUUCUUUUUAAUAGAAUUGAAUUCUGUUUGCUUCUUAUUUGUACUAUCUUCACUAAUUUUUAAUAAACUUUGGUAAUAAAAGGUAUUCUUUACUUCAAAUUUAAAAAAGAUGUUUUUAAAAUACUUCAUUUUCUCAACAUAUUUUAAGCAUCUCAUCAAGUACAUUUGUUUAUUAAUUGAGAAUAAAAACCCUGAAAAAUAUCACUUGGUCCCCCCUGUUGAGUAGAAAAAAUCUGAAUAACAAAAACAUAUUUGGUGUGACCCUAUUGGAAUGACCAAAAAAGGCAGUAUGUCAAGACAGACUAUUUAUUGCAAACCAAAUGAAACUUUUCCACAGAUUCAUCUAUUGGUCAAUCUAUUUAAACUUUUGUCAGUUUUAUUGUCCCAUUGAAUAAAUACAAAAUCAGUGAGUGAUGGAUUUCUCUUAGAAGAAAUUUAAAGGUCCCAGUGAAUAAACUACACAGAGAAAUAUAGCUAUUUUAUCCUGCAAUUGGGUGUCAUACAUUUACAGCCCAACAGAUAUUGCUUUAGAGCUCCCCCCACUGCCGGACUACGUUUGUGUAUUGCUGUUGACGGGUGUUGUAUGCAUGACCUCAGAAUGUGUAUUGCAGUCGCAUUCCAAUGACGUACUGCUUGACCUGAUGCGAACUAUAGAUUAAUUUACGUUCUGUUUGUUUUCAAGCAUUUCUUUAGAGCAAUAUGAAUUCAACCCAUUUUCUGCUAACAGACAAA